This is a messenger RNA of Chlorocebus sabaeus (green monkey), 1042 nucleotides long. It is a transcript of the gene DUSP29, whose product is annotated as dual specificity phosphatase 29. Gene Ontology annotation, molecular function: MAP kinase phosphatase activity; protein tyrosine/serine/threonine phosphatase activity. Gene Ontology annotation, cellular component: cytoplasm. Gene Ontology annotation, biological process: negative regulation of MAPK cascade; protein dephosphorylation. The record is from RefSeq and is a predicted model, not a curated record. Lineage: Eukaryota; Metazoa; Chordata; Mammalia; Primates; Cercopithecidae.
AUGACAUCCGGAGAAGUGAAGACAAGCCUCAAGAAUGCCUACUCAUCUGCCAAGAGGCUGUCGCCGAAGAUGGAGGAGGAAGGGGAGGAGGAGGACUACUGCACCCCUGGAGCCUUUGAGUUGGAGCGGCUCUUUUGGAAGGGCAGUCCCCAGUACACCCACGUCAAUGAGGUCUGGCCCAAGCUCUACAUCGGCGAUGAGGCGACGGCGCUGGACCGCUACCGGCUGCAGAAGGCGGGGUUCACGCACGUGCUGAACGCGGCCCACGGCCGCUGGAACGUGGACACCGGGCCCGACUACUACCGUGACAUGGACAUCCAGUACCACGGCGUGGAGGCCGACGACCUGCCCACCUUCGACCUCAGUGUCUUCUUCCACCCGGCGGCCGCCUUCAUCGACAGAGCGCUGCGCGACGAUCACAGUAAGAUCCUGGUUCACUGUGUCAUGGGCCGCAGCCGGUCAGCCACCCUGGUCCUGGCCUACCUGAUGAUCCACAAAGACAUGACCCUGGUGGACGCCAUCCAGCAAGUAGCCAAGAACCGCUGCGUCCUCCCCAACCGGGGCUUUCUGAAGCAGCUCCGGGAGCUGGACAAGCAGCUGGUGCAGCAGAGGCGACAGGCCCAGUGCCAGGACAGUGAGGGGGAUGGCAGGGAACUGUAGGGCCCGACUCACCUGGCCAGCAGAGGCACUGGGGGACAGAGGGGAGAGGCACAACAUAGCCCUGGCCUAGGACUCCAGAUAAGGGACAGUUAAACCAAAGCUCGACUUCUUCCAAACCGUCUUGUUCAACUUCCCUAUGUGUGCUGGGGACAGGGAGGACCCAGAGUUGCCCCCGGGCAGAGCCGAGCACUCAGUCUCUCAGUGAAAUGAGAGGGACGGGCUCCCGGCUCUGGGUCACAGAGGAGCAUGCGACACUGCACAGUCUCCCUGCCUUUUGUUUUUUUUGGUGAGAAGGAAGAGGGAAAUUUUAAAAUGUUGUACGCAUUAUGUUGUGAUUAAACGUUUGGCUUUGUCUGAAAGGAAAUUCACGUUCUUAUAAAAA